Messenger RNA from Sceloporus undulatus (fence lizard), 2489 nucleotides. It is a transcript of the gene PHYHIPL, whose product is annotated as phytanoyl-CoA 2-hydroxylase interacting protein like. NCBI's taxonomy places the organism in Eukaryota, Metazoa, Chordata, Lepidosauria, Squamata, Phrynosomatidae. The coding region runs from base 301 to 1431 and encodes 376 amino acids. The record is from RefSeq and is a predicted model, not a curated record. The transcript has 5 exons. Gene Ontology annotation, cellular component: cytoplasm. Gene Ontology annotation, molecular function: protein binding.
CUCGCCUCGCGCCCGCCGCCUUCCACCCACAGCGCGCGCCGCUCUGGUCUUGUCAUUCCCCGGGAACAGACAGAGAGGGAGUGAGAGGGAGAGAGAGAGCGCGCGCCAGCCUGCCUGCCUGCUACUGCUGCAGCCAGCCAUCCAGCCAUCCUGCGCGCGCCAGGGAGCAUUGAGCGAGAGAAAGAGCUGGAGCCGCUAUAGCACCCCCUUUUCCCCUCCCCAGCAAGGCUUUUGCAGCAGGAAGGGAUCCACCAUUAAGAAAUAAUUGCAAAAUAAUAAUAAUAAUAAUAAUUUGCAACAAUGGAGGUGCCUCGCUUGGACCACCCGAUAAGCAGCCCUAGCAGCCCCUGCGAGGAUGUCAUCAAGAACCUCAGCUUAGAGGCCAUCCAGCUCUGCGACCGGGAGGGAAAUAAAUCGCAAGACAGUGGGAUUGCAGAAAUGGAGGAGCUUCCAGUUCCACACAACAUCAAGAUCAGCAACAUCACCUGCGAUUCUUUCAAGAUUUCAUGGGACAUGGAUUCCAAAUCCAAGGAGCGGAUCACUCACUACUUCAUUGACCUAAAUAAAAAAGAGAACAAGAAUUCCAACAAAUUUAAGCACAAGGAUGUGCCCACGAAGCUAGUGGCAAAAGCUGUUCCCCUGCCUAUGACUGUCCGUGGACACUGGUUCCUGAGCCCAAGAACUGAGUACACAGUUGCGGUACAGACUGCAUCAAAGCAGGUUGAUGGCGAUUACAUGGUUUCGGAGUGGAGUGAAAUCAUAGAAUUCUGUACAGCAGAUUAUUCAAAGGUUCACCUAACACAGCUUUUGGAGAAAGCAGAAGUGAUUGCAGGACGCAUGCUUAAAUUUUCAGUCUUUUAUCGGAACCAACAUAAAGAAUAUUUUGACUACAUCAGAGAGCAGCAUGGAAGUGUUCUGCAGCCUUCAGUCAAGGAUAACAGUGGGAGCCAUGGCUCUCCAAUCAGCGGAAAGCUGGAGGGCAUCUUCUUUAGCUGCAACACUGAAUUCAACACAGGAAAGCCACCGCAAGAUUCACCAUAUGGAAGAUACAGGUUUGAGAUUGCAGCAGAAAAACUUUUCAACCCAAAUACCAACUUGUACUUUGGGGACUUCUACUGCAUGUACACGGCUUAUCACUAUGUCAUCCUCGUCCUUGCACCCAUUGGAUCGCCGGGAGACGAAUUCUGUAAGCAGCGCCUCCCUCAGCUGAACUUGCAGGAUAACAAAUUUCUAACCUGCACUGAAGAAGAUGGGGUCAUGAUUUAUCACCAUGCACAGGAUGUAAUUUUGGAAGUGAUUUACACUGACCCUGUGGAUCUCUCCCUUGGCACAGUUGCAGAAAUUACUGGUCAUCAGCUAAUGAGCUUGUCGACUGCCAAUGCUAAGAAAGAUCCCAGCUGCAAGACAUGUAACAUCAGUGUUGGACGUUAAUGUCAAUCCCUUUCUUUUUCCUUAGGAGCCUUCUCUGUUGCCUAUUCCCAUUGUCAGCUGUUCUCAUCAGACGCAUGCAUAAUGCUCUUCUUACCAAAAGCAGACAGCAGUGAUCAAAUUCUUCAAUAGUAUUCUUUGAGCAGAGCUACAUGUCAGAGCUGAUACCUGCCAACAUGGCAUUCUCUGUUAAGUUUUAGCCUUCUCCCUGAUAAUGCUUUGGGUUGGCAACUUAUCCAUGGUGUUGUGAUGUUCUCAUGUUUAUGUGUUCCCUGUUCCUAUCCAACACACUUGAUGGGUUUUGGUGGGGAACACAUGAAUUGACAACAUUACAUAACAGGUAAGCAUGCCAAAUGUUACUGGGUGGGAGAAGCAGCAGAAGAGGAACAACUUAGUAAGCACAUGAUGUUACAAGCGGCAGCUCUGUAUCCAGUGUAACAUGUAGCUCUGCCCCUUGUAUUUCUUCCCCAUUCUCCCGGUCUGGUCCACCAGUGCUUUCAAAUGUUAGAAACCUUGGGUUUUUCUUUAUAGCAACCAUUUAUAUAUCUAGAUGCUGCAAUUGGUGUUACAUUUUAUUUUCCCCUCCUCCCUCUAUCUUCAUAUUGCCAAAUGUAACAAAUCUAUAUAAACAAGCUUUAGCAAAAUAAAAACUACUGGCUUCUAAAUGGUGUUUAAAUAUGCAUUCAUUUUAAUCUACUGAACAACUUAACUGGGAUAUCUCCAAACAGCAUGAAAGGGUGUAAUUGCAGCAUGAUUUAACUCUCACAGCCUAGAAAAAUGUCAGCACUUCCAAUGUGUUGUUUGACAGUGUUAUUUAUGUUAUUUAUAUUAGCUAACAAACAAACCAACCCUGUGUUUCAACUUAAUAAAUAGAAAAAUAUUUUAUUUGUACUGUUGUAUAAAAUAUUAUACAAUCAUAUAGAAUAUAUAGAUUACAUUUUAAUAGCAACUGUAUACAUAUGUCAUGAAACCAUUUUCCCUUAUCAAAGAUGUAGUUUGUAAACUUCAAAUACUUGUGUAUCUGUUCCUGUUGCUCUUAACAUGACUUUUAAUUAAAACAG